This is a messenger RNA of Megalobrama amblycephala (Wuchang bream), 3167 nucleotides long. It is a transcript of the gene bpifcl, whose product is annotated as BPI fold containing family C, like. NCBI's taxonomy places the organism in Eukaryota, Metazoa, Chordata, Actinopteri, Cypriniformes, Xenocyprididae. The record is from RefSeq and is a predicted model, not a curated record. The coding region runs from base 150 to 1565 and encodes 471 amino acids. The transcript has 16 exons. Gene Ontology annotation, molecular function: lipid binding.
AAAGACACCCAAAGCAGGAACUGAACUCUCGCCCCUCCUCUGUGAAUAAUGUUCUUUUGAAGCAGCUUUUGAGGAAACACUCUCACAGAAACAACCAACUUUCCCUUCAGACACCUGCUGUGCUGUACGAUUUGAGCAGGAGUUGAAGGAUGCAGCUGGUCAUUUAUUUCCUGAUGAUAUUAACAUACACACAUGCAGAUUAUCCUGCACUAAAAACUCUUCUAUCAGAGAAGGGUCUCGGAGGCGUGUCUCAGAUGAUGUCUGUCCGGAUACAAAGUGAACUGAAGAGUACUGCAAUCCCAGAGGUCCGGGGUGGGAUAGACAUCUGGAUCGGGACUGUAGACUACGACUUAUCAAACAUGCAGGUUGUGGAGUGCAGCAUGCCAGACCCAUCACUGGUGUUUGUACAGGGAACAGGUGUAUCUGUGACAGUCAGUCAACUCUCAUUAGGCGUCACAGGCAGCUGGGCAACACAGUUUGGCAUCAUCCAUGAUGAUGGCUCAUUUGAUCUGGCUGUGUACAAUGUCCAAAUCUACACCCUCCUGCAGUUAGGAGAUGAUGCUGGCCGUCUCUCCAUCACCACUGUUUCCUGUAGUGCUGACAUAGGAGAUGUGGACAUUCAGUUCCACGGAGGUGCUAGCUUUAUUUUUCAGCCAUUUGUAAGUUCUUUCAGUGGAAAAAUUUCAGACAUGAUACGUGAGCAGAUUUGCCCAGCAACUCAACAAGCAAUCAAUGAAUUGGAGAUCAAACUGCAGGAAAUACCUGUUAAUGUACCUGUGGGUCAGUAUAUAUAUCUGAGCAUCCCUCUCACAUCCUCCCCGGCUGUGACAGACCAAAGCUUUGAAUUAGACAUUAAGGGUGAGUUUUACAGCCGCAGUUCUCCAUCUGAACCACCUUUCUCUGCAAGCGUGUUUGACGUGCAGUAUGCAGAAAACUCCAUGCUUUCACUGGCUGCCUCUGAGUUUUUGGUAAAUUCGGCAGCUUAUGCAUUCCUCAGGUCUGGAGUUCUCCAAAUCAACAUCAGAGAUGACAUGAUACCGAAGAGUUCUCCAAUCCAUCUGAACACCAGCCAGUUUGGAGCCUUCAUUCCACAGCUAAGCACAUUAUAUCCCAACAUGGAGAUGCAGGUGCUGUUAUACGCCAGUGAGACGCCACUAUUCUCCUUCAGUUCAGGAGUGAUAGACGUUCAUGUACCGGCUGCAGCAAAGUUCUCCGCUGUUAAACCUGAUGGGGCACUGGUGCCUCUCUUUACUCUGGAUGUGGACUGUAGCUUCAGUGGAAGUGCUCUGAUUGACAAAGAAAACCUGACUGGAGCUUUCGAAAUGAAAAAUUUAACGCUGACUCUCGGAUCAUCUGAGAUUGGUGAUUUCAAGACUGACUCAUUCCAGCGAGUGUUAGUGAUAGCAGUGAAGAUGUUUGUACUUCCAAAACUAAAUGCGGCUCUGAAGAUUGGUUUUCUCUUACCCACACUGCAGGGCCUCAGUUUGAUCAAUUCUCAAUUGCUUAUAAAAAAUGGCUUUGUGGUGAUUUUUACUGAUGUCCAGGACUCCCUGACAGGCCUCUAAGAUCCAAACAUGAACUGCACAAAAUAACGAACAGCUGUAUAACUGCUGAAUUGUUUUCAUUGUAAGAAUUAUAUAAUCAUUACUUGUAAUGUUCAUAUGUACAAGUUGACCAAAUUUGACCAUAUUAUUUUUCCACAUACUGUCAUGUACAAGAAUGUUAUUCAUCCAUCCAAAAUAAUCUACUGUGCAAAAAAAAAAACCUCUUCUGCACAUAAUUACUUCAUUGGAGUCCAUUUGCAUAAUCUGGCUUGUAUGGAAAAGGCUGGCAGUAUGUCUUUCAUCUAUGAGCUAGAGUGUGUGUGUCAUUAUCAAUCCAAUAUCAUGCUAUUUCGCUAUAUCGCUAAAAUCAAAGAUUUUGAAGCCUGAUCUAUAUGUUGUCCUAGAGCCCUGUUGUGCCGGGGCUUCACAAUAAAUCAGCAGAUCAUAACCAACAUGAGACUGCUUAUCAUACACUCUACCUGAGAAAAGGGCUGAGCAACACUACUAUUUUAAUCAACAAAUGGGAAAAAAGCUUACUCGUGGCCCUCUAGGAACAGAAUUGGACAUCUCUGUUUUAACAAGAGUCUGGAAGACAGCUGGAGUGUUGGACAGACCAAAGGGCAGACCUUGGUAUUCAAAGUGCCUUGUGGGAGUGUAAAAGAGCCUUUAUCAUGCUCAUUUAAAGGUUCAAAAAAUCUGUUUAGGGGGGGGUGCUAGUGUAAGUUUACACGAUUUAAUGUUUACAAAACUAAUUUUUCUUAUAAUUUACAUUGUUGCAGCUCCUGUUUUCACUCUCUGACUAAACGCUGUUUUAAUUUAGGUUUCUUUGAAACCCGCCUUUCAAAAAGCCCAGUCUGCUCUCAUUGGUCAGUCGUCCCCAGUCUGUUGUCAUUGAUCUACUGCUUAGAGUGUGUUUUGGAAAUGUAAUGUCCCUUACAAAAAUCGGUGAGUCCCGAGACACUGAAUACUGCUUUAACUAUGCUAAUUAUGCCAUAUCAGUUUGAGUCCGAUAACAACAGUCAAGAAGAACAAACUUACAAUUAUCUGGAUCUCAACCUAUGGAUUUACUUUGAAUGUACGGAUUUGAAAAGGACCUCAGUUUGACAUCAAGUUAAGUGACUGUUUGAUUCUUACCUUAGUUAUUCAACAUUUGAGACUGUUUGAGUUAGACCCUUUUGAGAAGUUACCUGUAUGGAAGAUAAUCCUGUGUUUAAGUUUGAUACUUACCUGAGGUCCUGAAUGAUCAAUGAUCCUCUGCUGUUACACUUAACUGGAGAUCUGUGUAUCCUUUGUUGAUGUUCUCACCAUAGUAUUUACUUGCCUGCCCGAUGUUAAGAGUUACACACUCACCUGUAAUUCUUCAAAAAGGCUUGACAGAAUUACUUUGACACUUAUCUACUGGUGGAAUCAAUCUUCAUUAUCUGUUCAGUAAAGUUUUAUUUAACUCUUAUUGAUUGAUGACUUGAUAAAGCCUGAUGUUUCUAACUGUACUGUAACGGGGAAAGGACUAUUCACCUGUGUAUACUCACCGCAUCCUAUGAUGUUUUGGAAUCACUUGAAUCAUUCAUGAAGAAUGUCUGUUAAUCUCGCCCUGUUAGAAAUAAAAAGAGACAUUAUCUGUGU